UAUAGUAUUUGUGUGUAAAUUAACAGUACAUAGUAGGAGUACGUAAAUGUAUUUUUCAUAGGUUUUAUACAUUUUAACAACUAAAACUCUUUACCACCAAAUAGUAUUUUGAGCAAAGUGACGUAAACAAAUUCUUUUGUUCCUUCUGUCAGUUGGUGUCUUAAAUUUUGAUGUGUACUUUUAUUAUGUGAAUAAAAAUAAUAAAAAUACGAUAUCCAGUGGACAAAAUGCCAUUGGAGGAAGUGAUCUGCGUUUAUUUGGACCGUGCUUUGCAGACCACAAUUCAAUUAUUCCUAUCGCAUUAUUGUCCACGGAUAUCCAACUAUUUACUUCAAGUGCCGUCUCUAAGAAAAUUAAAUACAAUAAAACUCAGAUGUUUUUCGCUUCUGGAUAAAUAAAUUAGAGAAAAAUCAUCAAAAAUGAACGCACCUAAUUUCAAUUUUCGCGGGUUCAGAAUGUCAACAAAGAACAUGGCUGUGGAAAUUCUAUUUGAAAACUCUGAUUAUUUAAUCGUGAACAAGCCUUAUGACAUGUAUAUCAAUUCUGAUGACGAAAACGAAAAGAACACAGUGGCUUACCAAAUAGCGCGUUGCGAUUCUCAUCUGUCAACGUCAUCGCAACCUUUACAUUUCGUCCAACGAUUGGACUACGCCACGAGCGGCGUGCUCUGCAUGGCCAAGAGUCGGCCAGCUGCGGCCAGCGCUGGCAAAGCGUUCGAAAAGAGAUUGACCAGGAAAUACUACCUGGCGAUCGUCCGCGGACAUGUUGGCUUUGAGCUGGCCGAUGUUGAUUAUGGCGUUGGCGCAGACCCUGAAACCCUGCACUCGAAUCACAAGAUGCUGGCGCGAACAUCUUCAUCUCAGACGAUACAAGUUCGCAGCGCUCAGACCAGGAUGCUGCUCUUGGAGACGGGCUGGUACCAACGGAGUCCUGUGUCUGUACUCCUACUGAAGCCUAUAACUGGUCGUCGCCAUCAGCUGAGGGUCCACUGUAACGCAAUAGGCCACACUAUACUGGGCGAUUAUACUUACAGCGACAGGUCGGACUGUUCUCCACACCGCAUGUUUCUCCACGCUUCCAGGCUAGUUUUACCGGUCGACAAGGAAGUUAUCGACGUUCAAACCAAAACCCCUUACUUUUCCGAUGAAGGCUUCCUCCAGCACUGGAAGUCUGAUCGGGUAGCGUACCCUUACAAAACCAAAGGCGACUUCAAUGAUGUAUGUGACGUGAUCGAUAAGUCAUAUGUGCUGGGCGUCAACUAUAAAAUGUAUAAUUGCACCAAUUAA
This is a messenger RNA of Bombyx mandarina (wild silkworm), 1286 nucleotides long. Its product is annotated as pseudouridylate synthase RPUSD1. Gene Ontology annotation, biological process: enzyme-directed rRNA pseudouridine synthesis. Gene Ontology annotation, molecular function: pseudouridine synthase activity; RNA binding. The record is from RefSeq and is a predicted model, not a curated record. Lineage: Eukaryota; Metazoa; Arthropoda; Insecta; Lepidoptera; Bombycidae.